Molecule: messenger RNA, 696 nt
Organism: Humulus lupulus (European hop)
Lineage: Eukaryota; Viridiplantae; Streptophyta; Magnoliopsida; Rosales; Cannabaceae
Product: vesicle-fusing ATPase-like
Exons: 9
Coding region: 1-696 (231 amino acids)
Biological process (GO): Golgi to plasma membrane protein transport; SNARE complex disassembly; intra-Golgi vesicle-mediated transport
Cellular component (GO): Golgi stack
Molecular function (GO): ATP binding; ATP hydrolysis activity
Source: RefSeq, a predicted model, not a curated record
AUGCGUGGGUCUUCUUCUCCUCAGCACACGACGGAGGCGAGAUCUGUUUCUGUAGCUUGUUUUGAUUUGGGAAUUCCUGGUUUUUGUCUAACGUGCGAAUUAGUUGCUACUAUCAUUGUUAAUGGACCUGAAGUCUUGAGCAAGUUUGUUGGUGAAACAAAAAAGAAUGUUAGAGAUCUGUUUGCUGAUGCUGAAAAUGAUCAGAGGACUCGCGGUGAUGAAAGUGAUUUGCAUGUCAUAAUCUUUGAUGAAAUUGAUGCUAUUUGCAAGUCGAGAGGAUCAACCAGGGAUGGUACUGGAGUUCAUGACAGUAUUGUGAAUCAACUGCUUACAAAGAUAGAUGGUGUAGAGGCUUUGAAUAAUGUCUUGCUCAUUGGAAUGACCAACAGAAAGGAUUUACUUGAUGAAGCCCUAUUAAGACCAGGACGGUUGGAGGUUCAAGUUGAGAUAAGCCUGCCUGAUGAGAAUGGUCGUCUACAAAUUCUUCAAAUUCAUACAAAUAAAAUGAAGGAAAAUUCCUUUCUUGCUCCUGAUGUGAACCUUGCAGAACUUGGUACGUGCAUUGGUGAUUAUUACGCCCAAGAAAUGGAGAGGCUAACCGCUAAAGAAUCCCUUAUUCUUGCUGAACAUCUAAAGGAGAUGAAAUUGUUUAGUGAUUUUCCUCUUCUUGUGGAUUUGCAAUCUCUUUUAUUUUAG